Messenger RNA from Erpetoichthys calabaricus (reedfish), 281 nucleotides. Its product is annotated as phosphatidylinositol N-acetylglucosaminyltransferase subunit Y-like. The transcript has a single exon. Lineage: Eukaryota; Metazoa; Chordata; Cladistia; Polypteriformes; Polypteridae. The record is from RefSeq and is a predicted model, not a curated record. Bases 1 to 216 code for a protein of 71 amino acids.
AUGGGGUGGUCAUUAUCAACUCUGACUGUUUUAGUUCCAAUUAUUUCUUUAACUGGACUGCUUUUUUCAGCAGCAGUGGAUAAAAACUUUCCUGAGGGAUGUACAAGCACUAGCAGCCUGUGCUUCUACAGUCUCCUUCUCCCUAUAACCAUACCGGUGUACGUGUUCUUUCAUUUGUGGAAAUGGAUGGGAAUCAAGCUCUUCAGACAUAACUAGAGUAUAUUCUGCAUUACAUGUUUUGUAAGAUUAGUAUCAUUAAAUAAACUUUUUUUUUUGCCAUU